GCCAACUCCGCCGACGUCUGAAUACCAACUAGAUCCCCACACCACGCCCGCAGGCAUGGCUUCCGCAAUAGCAGUGACGCCAUUCCGGCGAGCCAUCUGCACCCGCUCGAUCACGACUUCAACCUCAUCCCUCGCGUCAGUUUCCGACAUCACCGCCUCUAUCGACACUGCCAUCCCACGCUUCCCCAUCAACGACACCGCCCCCGUCCACGCAACAAUCCACCAUUUUCCAUCCCUCGAACCCCUCCGCUUCCAAGAAUACCCGGCAAACUACCUCAGACUGCCCACUCGACGCGACAUUCUUCACCGAGCUGUCAUCUUCGAAGGCGACAACCACCGCCGCGGGACAGCGUCGACAAAAUGGCGGUCCGAAGUCCAUGGUUCUGCGCGAAAAAUCCGGCCACAGAAGGGUUCCGGGCGGGCUCGUUUGGGCGAUAAAAAGAGCCCCAUGUUGCGCGGCGGGGGCGUCGCCUUCGGCCCUAAGCGUCGCGAUUUUUCGACCGAUCUGCCACGGCGGGUGUAUGAUCUGGCGUGGCGAACCGCGCUGUCGUACCGCUUCAAGAAGGGCGAGUUGGUGAUUGUGGACAAUGCUAUGCAUGUCCCUAAAGGCACGACUAUGGACUAUGUCCCCGAGAUGCUCCGUGCACAUGGAUGGGAUAAUGCGGCCGGCAGGAGUCUAUUAGUCACUUUGGGGCCACGGCCUAGGCUUGCUGGGUUGUUGAGUGGGAGGCAUGGGCGCACGCUAACGUGGGACGAGGUCGAUGUGAAAGACUUGCUGGAGUUAGGGAGAAUUGUGAUUGAGAGGGAUGCGCUGUCCAAUAUCUUCGCCAUGCACCGAUGGGAUUUGCACAAGAAUUGGAAUAGAUUCCAGGUGAAGCGGGAUCUUCCGAUCGCGGAAGAACUAGAGAAAGAGGACGAAGAUGAGCUGGUGUAUGAAAUGGAGGAGUUCGACGAGGACGUAGAGGCCACGGAGGAAAGAGGCGAAGACCAGCCUGCGCAAGGCGAGCAGAGCUACCAGGUCGUGGUUCAGGGAAAGUAUUAGUGACCACGUAUACUUGUGUAUUCUCGCGUGUGUAUAAU
Messenger RNA from Lindgomyces ingoldianus, 1080 nucleotides. RefSeq names its product ribosomal protein L4. Bases 56 to 1042 code for a protein of 328 amino acids. Gene Ontology annotation, molecular function: structural constituent of ribosome. Gene Ontology annotation, cellular component: ribosome. The transcript has a single exon. NCBI's taxonomy places the organism in Eukaryota, Fungi, Ascomycota, Dothideomycetes, Pleosporales, Lindgomycetaceae. The record is from RefSeq and is a predicted model, not a curated record. Gene Ontology annotation, biological process: translation.